CCCCCGGGCUGAAUAAUGAACAGAACAGCACCGGGAAUGUACCGCUUACCCGCAUGCGACGCUAGAUAUCAUUCAGAAAAGGACUGACUAGACACGAGUCCUUCAUGUUUCUUUCAUAGACAUGUCAAAGGAAUCUGCUUGUUUCUAUCGGUAUUUUCAAUAAUUGACGGCGGGAGCAUCUGUCUCUUGUAAAGACUAGGCUGCAGCGACAGUGGUUAGUCCGGCCGCUCGAGCACUGCCUCUCUGAUGAAGAGACCUUAGGAAAGUAGAAACAUCAGGUGUAGAUAUAACUGAUACUGAAGCAUCUCAUUUGGUUUCCCUAUUUUCUGUGCGGGCGUGCGUAAGAGAGAGAGAGAGAGAGAGAGAUGGCAAGGAGGAGGUGUGACUGGUACAUGGAGGUGCUUCUAUUCAUGGCAAUGGUGGUGAUAGAGAGCAUAUGUGUGGGGGUGUACACGCUGUUCAAAGCAGCCACCUUGAGAGGGUUGAGCCACCAUGUCUUCGUUGUCUAUGCUUAUGCUGUCUCUGUUCUUGUUCUUCUUCCUGCUCCCUUCAUGUCCUACAGAUCAAGAGCACUUCCUCCUCUCAGCUUGGCCAUACUGGCCAAAAUUGGUCUUCUUGGCCUCAUUGGGGGUUUAUCACAGAUCAUGGGCUAUACUGGGAUUAGUUUCAGCUCUCCAACUCUUAAUUCAGCCCUCAGCAACCUCACUCCGGCUCUCACUUUCAUACUUGCCAUCCUUUUCAGGAUGGAGAAAGUAUCACUGAAGAGCAGCAGCAGUCAGGCCAAGAUCAUCGGGACCAUUCUGUCCAUAUCUGGUGCAUUUGUUGUCACUCUCUACAAAGGUCCUCCAGUUAUUACCGCCGCUCUGAAAUGGCCUUUCUCAUUUGAUCUGCUUCUGAGCUCGUCAAGCUCGAACUGGGUCCUGGGAGGGGCUUUUCUUACGGCCGAAUACAUUCUUGUUCCAUUGUACUACAUUGUUAUGGCACAGAUAAUGGAGGACUAUCCAGCUGAACUGACCGUGCCCUUCUUUCACAAUAUCUUCGUGUGCAUCAUUGCUGCAAUCGUCGCUUUAGCUGCAGAACAUGACGCUAAUGCUUGGAGGGUAAGCGAUGUAGGACUCGCCUCUGUAAUAUGCUCGGGACUUUUUGCGCACUGCCUGCGCAACUGUUUUCACGUCUGGGCGAUCCGCCUGAAAGGUCCGUUCUAUGUUGCGAUGUUCAAGCCAGCGUCGGUUGUCAUCGCCAUCUUAAUGGGCUUCUUCUUUCUUGGCGAUGCACUUUAUCUCGGAAGUCUCAUCGGAGCGAUUAUAAUGUCCAUCGGAUUCUAUAGCGUACUGUGGGGGAAGGCGAAAGAGGAGACGAAUGAAGAGCCCCGAGAGAGCGUCACACCAUCGCCACCCUCUCAGAAUGUUCCUCUACUCCCAAAGCAUCAUCAAAGCCAUUGAAGCAGUUUGCUUGAACUACUACUUUGUCUCCAUUUGAGUUGUACUUGAACAAAAGCAGGAAGCUCUAUGUAAAUGGACCACGAGGCUUGCUAACUUGCCCUUGACAAUUUUAUGUAUCCAGAGAUGGUGCAAUCAAAAGACAACAAAGGGCAAGUCAGCUUUUUCAAUUUUUUUUUUUUUUUGGAUAUGUAAUAUUUGACAAAAAAUCUUUGAGUAAUUUUAUGAAUUGCUGCAAUUGCAAAAUAA
This is a messenger RNA of Eucalyptus grandis, 1688 nucleotides long. RefSeq names its product WAT1-related protein At3g28050. The record is from RefSeq and is a predicted model, not a curated record. The transcript has 7 exons. NCBI's taxonomy places the organism in Eukaryota, Viridiplantae, Streptophyta, Magnoliopsida, Myrtales, Myrtaceae. Gene Ontology annotation, cellular component: plasma membrane. Bases 366 to 1442 code for a protein of 358 amino acids. Gene Ontology annotation, molecular function: transmembrane transporter activity.